This is a messenger RNA of Verticillium alfalfae VaMs.102, 864 nucleotides long. Its product is annotated as ser/Thr protein phosphatase superfamily. Gene Ontology annotation, molecular function: hydrolase activity. NCBI's taxonomy places the organism in Eukaryota, Fungi, Ascomycota, Sordariomycetes, Glomerellales, Plectosphaerellaceae. The coding region runs from base 1 to 864 and encodes 287 amino acids. The transcript has a single exon. The record is from RefSeq and is a predicted model, not a curated record.
AUGAACAUCGUGAGAGCCAUCCAAGCGCAACUCAGACCAGCAUCCGGCCCGCGAGUCCAGAUCCUGUCCGAUCUCCACCUCGAAGUCUGCCAGCAGUAUGCGUCCUACCGCUUCCAACCCUCGGCACCGCUGCUGCUCCUUGGCGGCGACAUUGGCCGCCUCAUCGAUUACGAGGGCUACCUCCACUUCCUGGAAGCCCAGGUCGCCCGCUACCAAAAGGUCUUCCUGGUGCUCGGCAACCACGAGUUCUUCGGGCUCGGCUACGAUGCGGGCCUCGCCCAAGCCCGCCGUCUCGCCGCCGAGCCCAGCCUCGCCGCCGGCCUCGUCCUGCUCCACAAGACGCGCUGGGACGAUCCCGAAUCCGGCCUGACGAUCCUCGGCUGCACGCUCUGGUCCGCGCUGCCUGAAGACAGCUACGACCUCGCCAGGGCCAGAGUCAGCGACUACGCCCAGAUCCACGGGUGGACCCCCGCAAGGCACAACGAGGUCCACGCCGACGAGGUCGCCUGGCUCCGCGAGCAGGUCGCGCAGGUCACGUCUGGCGGCCGACAAGAAGGCAGAGCGCGGCAGCUCCUCGUGGCGACGCACCAUGCCCCGUGCGUCAAGGGCACGUCGCGGCCGGAGCAUGCGGCGAGCCCCUUGUCGUCCGCUUUCGCAACCGAUCUCGUUCAUGAGAAGGCCUGGGCCGGGAUCAAGGUCUGGGUCUUUGGCCACACGCACUUCUCGACGAGCUUUACGCAGAACGGCAUCAGGCUGGUGGCUAACCAGAGGGGCUAUGUUCUCCCCAACGGCAAGACGUUGGAAAACGAGAGCAAAGCCAAAGGCCGUCAAGCGUUCGACGCCGCAAAGUUUGUUACUCUGUGA